AUAGUAUCGAUAGCUGUAGAAGACGCCGACACAUUUUUUGACAUUUUCGCAAAUUUCGAAACGAAAACCGGCUUUAAAAAUGUCAGAGGACAAGAAUGUUUGGGAUGAUAGCCUACUGAUUAAGGCAUACGAUGAUUCUGUAAAUUUGGCCCGUGAAACGCUCGCUCGUCGCAUAGCCGAUGCGACCAAUCGACGCGAGGACAACAGCAAAACCGCGGCGGAAUCGGAACCGAAUCAGGAGAAUGUGUUCCAAGUCGGCGACUUUGCCAGGGCCACUUACACAGAUGGCCUGGACUACGAGGCCACUGUGCUGUCCAUCGAUGAGCAGACACAGAAAUGCGUACUGCGCUACGUGGGCUAUGAGAAUGAACAGGAAGUGCCACUCUCGCUCCUGCUGCCCAGCUGGGGCAACAAAGCGCGUAGCGAGCAAAUCUUAAGCGCCAAGCAAGCAGAAGGCGGAGAGGAGCAUCAGCAGCUGGAGCAGGAGCAACAACGUGCAAAGACCUCCAAGAAGUCGACGGGCAAAGGAAAGCAGACAAAUCGGGGACAUUUGGCAGGUCCUUCGCCGGGUUUGGUGAUGCCACCAAUGCCACUGGUGCCGCCAAUGUUUACACCAGGCGGUGGCAUCGAUGGUGAACCAGAACAGGAUUUUGUUGCCAUGCUCACCGCUUGGUACAUGUCCGGGUAUUAUACGGGACUCUAUCAGGGCAGGAAGGAGAGCAGUGCCAAGAAGAAGACAGCAAAGAAAUAAAUGAAAAUGUUUUCACUUGCUGUAGAGAGCAAGACUCUGUUGUAGCCAUUAAGAAAGAUAUACAUUAAGAAUAUACAAAA
Molecule: messenger RNA, 831 nt
Organism: Drosophila grimshawi
Lineage: Eukaryota; Metazoa; Arthropoda; Insecta; Diptera; Drosophilidae
Gene: Smn
Product: survival motor neuron protein
Exons: 1
Coding region: 80-751 (223 amino acids)
Biological process (GO): mRNA processing
Cellular component (GO): cytoplasm; nucleus
Molecular function (GO): RNA binding
Source: RefSeq, a predicted model, not a curated record